AUCCAGUUCUUUUCUCUUUAUUCAUUUUUUUUUCUCCUCCCAUUCAUCCAUUAUCUUAUUCAGUUACUUUCCAAGUACACAUCUCUUCCAAUUUCGUGUUUUUCUGUUACCUUGUAUCUACGGUUUUGUCUCGCCUUGUUUCAGUCCAUUCUGGUCGAGGUGUAUCUUCGUGUAUCGUGGAGGGACACUCGCCUCGUCUUUCCUCAUUCCAUUUUCAACGCCUCCAGUGAUGCUCCUAAGGGCUUAUCCAACGCCCAGGAGAAAACAUCUAUGACAGAGUCCCCAGCGCUACUGAAGAAGGUGUGGGUGCCGAGGCACUCGCUCCCUCGACACCUUCACCUUCCUGCAGAAGUUCCAGGGCGUCACCAUUUCGUCAGAUUCCACCGUGUACACCUCCGUCAUGAUGCAGCUCAAACUUGUGUGCAGCAUGUCCUUCUACAUGUAUCCCUUUGACGUCCAGCGAUGCACUGUCUUUAUCAAAAGCUCUACUGCAGACAUCUACCAGCUGCACGAGCUCGCUCUGGACUGGAUGCCACCUGGACUCAGCACAGACGAGGACCUCAAGCGGCAGCUGGCGAGCUAUGACUUUUCGGUGAGGAGUCUGAACGGCACCACUUGUUCCUGCACCAAGUGUGUGCCCGGUGAGUCAGUCCCUGGCCUCUCUCACGCACUCAAACACGCAUUUGUCAGGAAUAGGAAUCACAAACCUACUCCCCGGCACUCUUAA
Molecule: messenger RNA, 727 nt
Organism: Portunus trituberculatus (swimming crab)
Lineage: Eukaryota; Metazoa; Arthropoda; Malacostraca; Decapoda; Portunidae
Exons: 4
Coding region: 401-727 (108 amino acids)
Biological process (GO): monoatomic ion transport
Cellular component (GO): membrane
Molecular function (GO): extracellular ligand-gated monoatomic ion channel activity
Source: RefSeq, a predicted model, not a curated record